Molecule: messenger RNA, 1302 nt
Organism: Kuraishia capsulata CBS 1993
Lineage: Eukaryota; Fungi; Ascomycota; Pichiomycetes; Pichiales; Pichiaceae
Exons: 1
Coding region: 1-1302 (433 amino acids)
Source: RefSeq, a predicted model, not a curated record
AUGGAAUCCAGACUGGACGUUCCCCGACUAGGAAGACUUCCGAGGGCUAAUCUGGAGCAGAAGAUCAUGAUUCUUAAUCACUUUCACAGUUCUAAACGGCCUCAGAGUGAGACUGUGGAGUUUUUUAGAGAGAGGUUUUCGAUCUCUACUUCGAGUUUUAGCGAGUGGCUGAAGAACGAGCAGGAUUUGCGUGAGCGCUACAAUAUGGCGAGGACCGUUGAUGGCCCAACCGGUGAGAUGAUGAGACAGACAAAGCGCAAAAGCAGAUUCAAGUAUGAUCGUAUCAACAAAGCAAUGUACGAGUUUGUGCAGAAGAAACUCGCUGCUAACGAGCCACUGACGGAGCCCGUGAUGCGCGAAUAUUGGUCGCAGAUGGCACACAAAUUUGGCGUUGAAGACCCAAAACGGUUGGACUCGUUUUCGCAUGGAUGGCUGUCCACUUUCAAGAGAAGACAUGGACUGGAUCGUCAUAUUGAAGGUGUGAGAUCGCCACCUGGAAACAGUAAUGGUGGGGCCGGGAACGGAAGCAAUACGAGUAUCAGGAACAUGGUGAACGGUGAAUCUGUUGGGAGGAACCGCAUUGGCCAGUUAGAUGGUGUAGACACUGUGGAUCCAAAGGUUGGGCUUCACGAUGGGUUUUCCACCACUGGAGGCCCCGAUACAGGUGCGGACUACGGGAUUCCGUCCAUUGAGACAGCUGCUUCGGGCCAGGCUGACAGGUUCACUCCGUACGAAGUUUCGCAGCUUUUGAAUCAGGAUCCUACCGGUUCGAGCGCGGUAAUCCCUCCCCUUGGCAGAAGAUACACCCAAAGACAGACUUCUCAACAACCACAGCAACCACAACAGACGGGGCAACAGCCCCAAUCGCAGCAAUCGCAGCAGCAGUCUCAAUCGCAGGUUCAACAGCCACAAACUCAGUCGCAACAGCAAAGCCAAGCCUUGCAGAACCAGGUUCAGCAAGUUCAACAGCCUCACCCGGGGUAUCAUAUCAACCAGUUAAACUCGUUCUUGCCGCUUGAGAACCAGGUCAACAGGUCCAUUUCGCAACAGACAACUACUCAUCCAAACCUGUCUCAUCCAUCGCAGCUGACGUCUGACUUUAUCAGCGUCAGCGACAUGGAACGGUUUGUGUAUAUGUGGGGAGACAGGUUUUUCCAGCAAAACAGUGUGAGUUUUCCUAAGAGUAAGGAGAUCUUUGAGCAGUUCAAGUCCAAGUUCUUUGAGGAGAGGAUCACAUGGCAUCAGCGCGCCACUUCAGGGACAAGUACUGUUGAUGAGUUUUUCUUGAGGAACAGGAGGUAG